Messenger RNA from Gopherus flavomarginatus (Mexican gopher tortoise), 3076 nucleotides. It is a transcript of the gene SLC68A1, whose product is annotated as major facilitator superfamily domain containing 13A. The transcript has 9 exons. The record is from RefSeq and is a predicted model, not a curated record. Lineage: Eukaryota; Metazoa; Chordata; Testudines; Testudinidae. Bases 969 to 2498 code for a protein of 509 amino acids.
GUGAGGCUUGGUGGGGCAAUCUGGGUAUGAAGUGGAUCCGGAUGCACAGGGGUUGGGCGGACGGGGGAGCAGCUCCCUGUACAGUGACCUAUCCCCCACAUGGCUGAGGAGCAAUGGAGGCAGGAAGGAGGAUGGUGCGAAGCUUCCUGCAGCUGAAGAGGUUUCGACAAGGGGGUCUGACCAGCCCUGGCCGCUUCUUGCAGGGGAAGAGGAAGUCCCAUCUUCCCCAGCCCUGCUGGGACUAGCAGCUGAGCCUGGCACAGGGUAGGAGCCACUGGCUCCCCCAGUGAUUUACUGCUUCGCUUGCUGCUUUGGAUGCCCGAAACAACGGACUCACACUGCUGGGGAGCAGCACAUGAUCGCUUUUGUGGCUUCCCUUUGUUUCCCCAUCACAGAGUCAUUUUUCUGUGGGGAAGCAAAGAAAUUUGCGGGGGAUAUGAGUUCUGCGCACAUGCAGUGGUGCAGAAUUCGCCCAGGAGUACUUUCAUGAGAGAAUAAACGCUGCUUACGAUGACUGAGUUAGAAGGAAGUGACUGAGCAUUCCUUGGGCUGGGCAGAGAGCUAUUCUUACAUUUGCCAUAAAGUACUUGUACUCCUGACUUCUGGUAAAUGUUGAAUGGGUCUGGAAUUUUGCCAUCAAGUUUCAUCCUGGCCCUUGACUUUUUUUUUUCCCCUCUUCCUCCCUUGAUCUAGGCUUGAUGCAACUCCUAGUGAAGUCAACAGGAAGAUACCAGACUCCAGUGAGAGCUGGCCUGGCCUUUAAAUGAGUUACUUUCACUGUUUGUUAGGGGACUUCUUACGCUGCUAAUAUUACAGAAUUGACAGUGCCUGUGUUCAUCUGCAAGUUAGCUUAAUAAAAUGAGGAACAAUGGACUGGCCCCCAACAAAGAGUCAACAGAUGCCGGGGGGAGGUGUCCCACCUGAAAUGGAGAUGAUCCGGAAAGCUGAAGCACUCUGAAUGAACCAACAUGGGUUUGCGAGUGUUGGGCUGUCUCUUUAAUUUACCCACUGCUGUGAUCUAUGGGUCCCUGUCGCUCUUUGUUUCCAUUUUGCACAAUGUGUUCCUCCUAUAUUACGUGGACACCUUUGUUUCUGUUUACAAGAUUGAUAAACUGUCCUUUUGGAUUGGGGAGACAGUGUUUCUAAUUUGGAACAGCCUCAAUGACCCUCUCUUCGGCUGGUUGAGCGACCGGGUAUUUCUUAGCACACAACAGUCAGGGGUGGAGAUCUCCUCACCAGAAGUCAUUCUUAAGAGACUUAAGGCACUGAGCCACAAUGGGCCCCUUUUUGCCAUCUCUUUCCUGGCUUUCUGGGUUUCAUGGGCCCAUCCAGGUCUCCAAUUCCUCCUCUGCCUCUGCCUCUAUGACAGCUUUCUUACCGUGGUGGAUCUCAACCACAAUGCCUUGCUCGCAGACCUUGCUGUUUCUGCAAAGGACAGGACUAGCCUAAAUUUCUACUGUUCGCUUUUUAGUGCCAUCGGUUCCCUCUCAGUCUUCAUGUCCUAUGCAGUGUGGAACAAAGAAGACUUCUUUUCUUUCCGGAUAUUUUGUGUGGUGCUAGCUCUCUGCUCUGUUGCUGGGUUUACUCUGGCAACGUGGUUGCUAAGACAACGAUUUGAGACUGAAGUGAAAGUGAAAUGGGACCAAGAGUCGACUUUAAAAGAAUUGUACAUUGAGCAACCAUCUGCCCCGCUGGAGAAGAGGAUUACACUGGGCGAAUACCUCAAACAGCUGUCCCGGCACCACAACUUCCUCUGGUUCGUCUGUAUGAACCUAGUACAGGUUUUUCACUGCCACUUUAACAGCAACUUCUUCCCUCUCUUCUUGGAACACUUGCUGUCGGAUCGGAUCUCUCUCUCUACAGGAUCCUUCCUACUAGGUAUUUCCUACAUCGCCCCUCAUCUCAACAACCUCUAUUUUCUGUCUCUCUGUCAAAGAUGUGGGGUUUACGCGGUGGUGCGAGGGCUCUUCUUCCUGAAGCUGGCUCUCAGCAUCAUCAUGCUUCUAGCUGGACCCGACCAGGUGCAUCUUCUCUGCAUCUUCGUAGCCAGUAACCGGGUGUUCACGGAAGGAACCUGCAAGCUGCUGAACCUGGUUGUCACUGACCUGGUGGAUGAGGAUUUUGUCUUGAACCGCAGAAAGCAGGCCGCCUCGGCGCUGUUGUUUGGGAUGGUUGCCUUGGUAACCAAGCCUGGCCAGACCUUUGCCCCCCUGAUUGGCACCUGGUUGCUCUGUACUUAUACUGGUUAUGACAUUUUCCAGCGGGCCCCUCUGAGCAACGUGGUGAGCGCCCAACCGAAGCUGAUGUCCAAUGCAGCCUGGGAACCAACUCUGCGCCAGGGCUGCUUUUACCUCCUCGUCUUCAUCCCCAUCACAUGUGCAUUACUGCAGCUCCUCAGCUGGUCGCAGUUCAGCCUGCAUGGAAGGCGCCUCCAGACGGUCAAGUCCCAGCGCCAGAGCCUGACUCAGAGUCGAUCACGAGAGAUCAAAAUGAUCUAGAUGUGCCUGAGCCCUUCGGCUCUCACUGACUCUGUGCUGUGGGUGUGGUUACGCCUCUCUGCAGUCCAGGGGAUGCAGACUGAGGCGAGGGGGCUUGCUGGCUAAGAACUAGAAGUGUUUACAAUUCAACUGUGAAAUGCUCACAAUGCAGACGUAUCCUCACUCCAGGGGGCAGUCGGUUUGGAAGGCAGGUGUGCCAGAGACAGGGGUGACUUGUGUGUGCUCAGAGUGGGGGCGUUUGCUCAGGCAAUCAGAUGGAGUCUUAGCUCUUGCACUUUCUGAGGUGCUGCUGAUCUCAAGGGAGGGUGGGUGACAGUGGCAUAGCGUAAAGGAGACAGACAUUCUAACACGGUCUCUAGUGCAGUAUCUCACCCUGUGGUGCAUCGAUGGGAGAUGCUGUUGGACCAGCCUCAUGGUGGUUUUGUGCAGUGCUGUCCAGGAGUCCUGGGCUCAGAGCAGCUCUGCACUAGAAAUUUUACCAGUGUGCUAGUUAAGGGGGUAACUUGUUUUAUUUUUUACUGCAAAAGUCCCAGUGUAGAUGCAGUUAUACCAGCAAAAUAAAGCUUUUGUGAAUAAGG